AUGGUCAAUACUGAGUCCGAAGAUCCCUUAAAGUUCUUCAGGUCUGUUAUAGACCAACUCCGGGAAAUACGGCCAGAAGAUCCCAUCCACGAAUGCUAUGACGGUGACUACGACAGGCUUGUGGCUCAGGCGGAUGACCUACUUAUCCUCGCAAAGAGGAAACUGCAUACCUUUCCCUUCAAGGACGUCAAGCCUUGCUGGUUUCGGCUCUAUACUGACGCCAGUAUCGCUAAGGCUCUUAAGUUGAUACAGCAUGUUUACUCCACGUCUCCGGCGUCCUCUUUGUCGGCGACACUCCGACGUCACCUUGAUGAGAUCGUAUCCGUUCUGGAUAUGGCCCUCAUUAUGGCAGGUGGUCUGGGCAGAGAAGACUUGAUACACGAGAUCUUGCAGGCACUCGAUACUGCAGCCGGAAUGGAUCCGGUCGACUCGGGACAGCCCUCAAAGGAAAAGGAGGUUGAAGACUACCCGACCAGCGGACCCAGAUCAAGCAAUCUGCUACCCAACGCCAACAUCUCGGUUCCCCGUCUUCGAUUUCCUGUUCCACAGAUGGAACGGCCGUCAAUGACAGAGUUUGCCAACUUUAUGCGUCGCGAGAAACGCCCAGUUCUGCUGAAAGGAAUCCUGGAUCAUUGGCCGGCACUUGAUAGAUGGGAAAGUACAUCGUACUGGAUUGACAAGACCAUGGGCGGCCGCCGCCUUGUUCCGAUCGAACUUGGCCGUAGUUAUACAGAUGAUGAUUGGGGUCAGGAGAUUAUGCCGUUCGGAGAGUUUUUAAGCCGACACAUUCUGUCAACAUCAGAUGGCAACAGAGCAGCCAAAGAAGAUAUGAAAACUGGCUACUUGGCACAGCAUGACCUGUUCAAGCAGAUACCGGCUUUGCGCAACGAUAUCGCAAUCCCAGAUUACUGCUUCCUCGACGCCCCGCCGGCCGAACCAGGCACUCCAGUUUAUCUGAGCAAAUGCAAGGAGAAGUCUGACCACAAGGCCAGUCAUCCAACCACCUUACCAACCCCGUCCAGCUGGGAGAAUGGCGAAGAUGAAGAUGCUGUUGACACCGACGCCGACGGAGAAGUACACACUAACAUAUGGUUCGGUCCGGCGUGGACGAUAUCUCCUCUUCACCAUGAUCCUUAUCACAACAUCUUAUGUCAGGUGACCGGCGAGAAGUACAUCAGGAUGUACUCUCCCCAUCACAGCAAGGCGUUAUUGCCCAAGCGUUCAGACGAGCCCGCUCCGCACAUCAUCCAACACGGAACGGCAAGUGGCGAGGUGACGCGUUCGCAACUGGAAGACCAAUGUAAGGGAACCAUUGAUAUGUCGAACACAUCAAAAGUCGACGUGGCCGCCAUGGAACUGUCUCCAUACGAAGACUGGGAUGAGGUCUACCCGGGAAUCAGCCAGGUCCCAUACGUGGAGUGCAUCCUCGAACCAGGUCAAGCACUUUAUAUACCGGUUGGAUGGUGGCACUAUGUGCGCAGCUGCUCGGUGGGCGUCAGUGUCAGCUUCUGGUGGUAG
Messenger RNA from Capronia coronata CBS 617.96, 1518 nucleotides. RefSeq lists its product as uncharacterized. Gene Ontology annotation, molecular function: 2-oxoglutarate-dependent dioxygenase activity. The record is from RefSeq and is a predicted model, not a curated record. Bases 1 to 1518 code for a protein of 505 amino acids. The transcript has a single exon. NCBI's taxonomy places the organism in Eukaryota, Fungi, Ascomycota, Eurotiomycetes, Chaetothyriales, Herpotrichiellaceae.